Messenger RNA from Polyodon spathula (Mississippi paddlefish), 3021 nucleotides. RefSeq names its product 26S proteasome non-ATPase regulatory subunit 2. NCBI's taxonomy places the organism in Eukaryota, Metazoa, Chordata, Actinopteri, Acipenseriformes, Polyodontidae. Gene Ontology annotation, cellular component: proteasome regulatory particle, base subcomplex; nucleus; proteasome storage granule. The transcript is spliced from 21 exons. The record is from RefSeq and is a predicted model, not a curated record. Gene Ontology annotation, biological process: regulation of protein catabolic process; proteasome-mediated ubiquitin-dependent protein catabolic process. Gene Ontology annotation, molecular function: enzyme regulator activity. Bases 70 to 2766 code for a protein of 898 amino acids.
CGUUUCCCAGCUUGCUCCGCGGCCCAGCUGCCAGUAUCUGAGGCGCUGAGAGACAGCGAGACUGCAAACAUGGAGGAGGGCAAAAACAAAGAGAAAACUCAGCCCGAAAAGACCGAGGAGAAGGGCCAGCAGCCGGCCAGCAAGGACAAGGACAAGAAGGAGGAAGAGGAGCUGUCUGAAGAGGAUAAACAGCUUCAGGAGGAGCUGGAGAUGAUGGUGGAGAGACUAAGUGAGGAGGACAGCUCUCUGCACCGCCCCGCUCUGGAGGAGCUCCGCCAGCUGAUCCGCUCCUCCACCACCUCCAUGACCUCCGUCCCCAAGCCACUCAAGUUCCUGCGGCCACACUAUGCCAAGCUGAAGGAGAUCUACGAGGGAAUGGCCUCUGGAGACAACAAGCAUUUCUGUGCAGAUGUCGUGUCUGUGCUGGCCAUGACGAUGAGCGGGGACAGGGAGUGUCUGAAAUACAGGCUGUUGGGGUCCCAGGAGGAGCUGGCUUCAUGGGGACACGAAUACGUCAGGCACCUGGCUGGGGAGGUGGCGAAGAAGUGGCAGGAGGUUGAUGAGAGUGAUAAGAGCCAGCAGGACACUCUGCUCAAGCUGGUGAAGGAGAUCGUCCCGUACAACAUGGGGCACAACGCAGAGCACGAGGCCUGCGACCUGCUCAUGGAGAUCGAGAGGCUGGACAUGCUGGAGCAUUACAUCGACGAGAACGCCUACUCCAAGGUCUGCCUCUACCUCACAAGCUGUGUGAGCUAUGUCCCGGAGCCAGAGAACUCUGCCCUGCUGAAAUGCGCCCUGUAUAUCUUCCGCAAGUUUAACCGCUAUCCAGAGGCGCUGCGGCUGGCGUUGAUGCUGAAUGACAUGGAGCUGGUGGAGAACAUCUUCACCUCCUGUAAAGAAAUAGUUACUCAGAAGCAGAUGGCAUACAUGCUGGGCCGGCACGGUGUAUUCCUGGAGCUCAAUGAGGACGUGGAGGACUAUGAGGACCUGACGGAAAUCAUGUCCAAUGUCCAGCUCAACAGCAACUUCCUUGCCCUGGCUAGAGAGUUGGACAUCAUGGAGCCCAAAGUGCCAGAUGACAUCUACAAAACGCAUUUAGAAAACAACAGGUUCGGGGGGAGUGGAUCUCAGGUGGACUCUGCCCGGAUGAACCUGGCCUCCUCCUUUGUCAAUGGCUUUGUGAACGCAGCCUUCGGGCAGGACAAGCUGCUGACAGACGAUGGGAACAAGUGGCUCUACAAGAACAAGGAUCACGGGAUGAUGAGUGCCGCUGCUUCACUGGGAAUGAUCCUGCUCUGGGAUGUUGAUGGAGGGCUGACACAGAUAGACAAGUACCUGUAUUCAUCAGAGGACUACAUCAAGUCUGGUGCUCUGCUGGCCUGCGGGAUUGUGAACUCUGGAGUGAGGAACGAGUGCGACCCGGCUCUGGCACUGCUGUCGGACUAUGUAUUGCACAACAGCAAUAUCAUGAGGAUCGGUGCUAUCUUUGGACUGGGACUGGCCUACGCAGGGUCCAAUCGCGAAGACGUCUUGUCUCUGCUGCUGCCAGUGAUGGGAGACUCCAAAUCCAGCAUGGAGGUGGUCGGCGUGACGGCGCUGGCCUGUGGUAUGAUCGCCGUGGGUUCCUGUAACGGUGACGUGACCUCUACCAUCGUACAGACCCUCAUGGAGAAGUCUGAGCAGGAGCUGAAGGACACCUACGCCAGGUGGCUUCCUCUCGGACUGGGCCUCAACCACCUGGGUAAAGGAGAGGCGAUUGAAACCACGCUGGCUGCGCUGCAGGUGGUCCCAGAACCCUUCCGCAGCUUCGCCAACACACUGGUGGAUAUCUGUGCCUACACAGGUUCAGGCAAUGUGCUGAAGGUCCAGCAGCUGCUCCACAUCUGCAGCGAGCACUACGAAGCCAAGGAGAAGGAGGAUGACAAGGACAAAAAGGACAAGAAAGACAAAGAGAAAAAGGAGAGCUCUGCAGACAUGGGCUCCCACCAGGGUGUCGCAGUGUUGGGCAUCGCUCUGAUUGCAAUGGGUGAAGAAAUUGGAGCAGAGAUGGCUCUGCGAACAUUUGGGCACCUGCUGCGGUACGGAGAGCCCACCCUUCGCAGAGCCGUCCCCCUGGCACUAGCUCUCAUCUCCGUCUCGAACCCGCGCCUCAACAUCCUGGACACGCUCAGCAAGUUCUCCCACGAUGCUGACCCUGAAGUCUCCUACAACUCCAUCUUCGCCAUGGGCAUGGUGGGCAGCGGAACAAACAAUGCCCGUCUGGCAGCCAUGCUGAGGCAGUUAGCACAGUAUCACGCCAAGGACCCCAAUAACCUCUUCAUGGUUAGGCUGGCACAGGGUCUGACACACCUGGGGAAGGGAACGCUGACACUCUGCCCCUACCACAGCGACAGGCAGCUGAUGAGCCAGGUAGCUGUUGCUGGACUGCUUACUGUCCUCGUCUCCUUCCUCGACGUCAAGAACAUAAUCCUCGGAAAGUCGCACUAUGUCCUGUAUGGGCUGGUGGCAGCUAUGCAGCCCCGCAUGCUAGUCACAUUUGACGAAGAGCUGAGGCCCCUGCCGGUGUCUGUGAGAGUGGGACAGGCUGUAGAUGUUGUGGGCCAGGCUGGUAAACCCAAGGCCAUCACAGGAUUUCAGACCCACACCACGCCGGUGUUGCUGGCGCAUGGAGAGCGGGCGGAGCUCGCCACAGAGGAGUACCUGCCAGUCACGCCCAUCCUGGAGGGUUUUGUCAUCCUGCGCAAGAACCCCAACUACGACGCCUGAGCCCCUCCUCAACGCAGCUUUUAUAGUGUGCGAACUCUCUGCCUCCCCAUUCAGGGAGGGCAUAACAACACCGUUAUCUCAGUAACCUACUAAAAAACAAGCAAUGUGCUACCACUUGCAAAACAAAAUGUGACUGUCUGCCAGGCGUUGCUGAAGGUGGGUUUGUUUUUUGUAAUAAGGGCAUGAAAUAUCUAUACGAGUUUUGUUUUUGUUACAGUACUGUACAAGAUUAUUAAAUAAAGUUUUUUUCUGGUC